GAUUUGGAGGAUCGAAGGAGGAAGACAGGAGCCAAAGGUGACAGUGAACAGGGGCGGACACGCGCAGGACACCACUCCUUUAUUUCUCUUCAUGGUGGUUUGGACACUUGUAGUAUGUAUGAGAAGUUAACCAUGCUGAACCUGCAGAGCAGCUCAAACUGGAGUGGGCCUAACAACUGGUACCACGACCCCACUGGCGUUCAGACACAACACAGCACAGUGUCGGAGGGCUGCCUGCUGGACACUGAGGGCAGCAUGGGAGGAGAGGCAGGGGGAGGGGGGACAGGCCGAGGGGGAGGUGUCCCCGUGGAGAGGGACGAGGGUGAGGAGUCUCAGCUCAGGCUGCAGCUCAAGAGGAAGCUGCAGAGGAACAGGACCAGCUUCACACAGGAGCAGAUCGAGGCUCUGGAGAAAGAGUUUGAAAGGACACAUUACCCAGAUGUCUUUGCGAGGGAGAGAUUGGCAAACAAGAUUGAUUUACCAGAGGCCCGGAUACAGGUGUGGUUCUCAAACCGAAGAGCCAAAUGGAGGAGGGAGGAGAAGCUGCGCAAUCAAAGGAGGUCAGGGGGUGUGACUUCCUGUUCACAGAGCCAAGCCCCUCUGACUACUUCUUUCAACACGUCUGUCUAUCAUCAGCAGCACGGCAGCAGUUCAGGUGAUCAUCACCCAGCAAGACGACUGUUUAACUCUGGGUCCAUGUUGAGUCAGGCUGAGUCGUCCCUGCCCAGCUACAGCUCCCUGUCAGUUUUCUCAUCUGGAGUCCAGUCUAUUCCUCCCCAGUCGGCCUCCUCCUACUCCUGCAUGUUACCUCCAUCACCCUCUGCCCCGCGCAGCUUUGAUUCAUCAGCGUACUCCUCUCCUCAUCUGCAGACUCCGUCCUCGGCCAACUCUAAUACCGGGCUCAUAUCGCCUGGUGUUUCAGUGCCGGUCCAGGUUCCAGGAACUGAGCAGCAGGGCAUGAGUCAUAACCUGGGCCAGUACUGGGCCAGAUUACAGUGAACAACAGGCAAUCGAUGCCAAAUGGCAGCAACAAAGAGGAAGGGGGGGUGGAGGGGCAUGUAACAAAAAGGUGUCAUGAAAACAAUAUGGGAGACACUCGGGUUUUAAUGAAGCACAGAACUGAGCUAUAGAGGGGCCUCAAUGAGUUACGGACCCCGAAAUGCAUUAAAUGUUUACAAAUUCAGCCAAGAGCAGCUUUGGUUGCACUUGAGAGUACUCUGGUCAUACUGGUAUUUGCUUAGUACUAUCAGGUUGGGCUUUUUUUAAAAUAGUGUGUUAAUCAUAGGGCUGAGAUCAUCAUAAGUAGGAUCAGUAUGAGGUAUAUUCAGGAUUAAGUCAGGUUUAGAAUCAGACUUAUGGCAGGGUUUAGGUUACACUGUCUGUGCAACAGCUGACAGUGCUUUGCAUCACCAGGUUGUUGAGAAUUAGUAUUCGAAGUUUCACAAUAUUUUAUUAUCAUGUCACACAAGAAAAACAGGGAAGGAGGAAACAUAGUCUUUAUUACACAGAGCUGUAAUACACUGUGAGAUGUGGUUGAAAUCCCUGAAAAGCCAGCAGGUGAACUUUUGAGCUUAGACUAUCUUGUCAUGUGUUAACAAAUAUUAUCCAUGGGGUGGCAGAAAAGGUUUAGAGAAAAAAAAAAAGUUUCAUGUAGUGCAGUCUUGAAGUUUUCAAAUAUCAAAUGUUCAGCAUGCCUGAGCAAUACUUUUGCUCAGACAUGCUGAGCAAAUGGCAGGGUUAUGAUUGUAAUUCUACCAUAUAGAAACGCUUCAAGAGGCGAUUCAGCAGUACUAAAUAAAUACCAGCAAUGUAUUGUGAAGUGUAACCACAGUUUCUUGUUACUUGAGCAGCUCAAUGAUAUUGUGAUAGCGAGCUUGUUCCCUAAGCUGUGUGAGGCUACUGUGAAGAUUUUAGACUUGCUUAUGGCAAUCACUUUUACUAAAACUUAAAAAAACAUACAAUAAAAAAAGUAAAUCCUACCUACCCUGUCAGCUACAUUACACUAAGACUGAUACUGCAUAUUUUUGUACAGACAUCUGUGUAUGAUGAAGAUAAUUGUGGAAUAUUGUCAGAUAUUAUUGGAGGGAAGAAUGUAGCACAUUGUGGAUUAAAAUCAUCCUUGAAGCACAAAUUUCAUUUGUUAAAAUAAAAUAUUGGAGGUGUAUCAUUUCAACACUGCUAUCAGAUGUUGUCUGAUAUAAGGCCAACCAUGAAAAUAUUACAUAUUUACAGAUCACAGAUUUUUGCUGAAAACAACACUAAAGCAAUUUUCUUUUUUGUUUUAUAUAUAUGAAUACAUCAUAACUAUUCCAUAACAAAAUUAGCAGUCAUACAUUGGCUACUUGGAGUGGCAGGGAAUUUUUUUGCGUGUCAUUAAAAAGCAUAUCCGUCAGCCAGUGACAAUCAACCAUCAUUACACAGCAAAGAAACCUUAGGCUGUCUUCAGACCAUCAAAUGCAAAUGCUUGCUUGCAAGACUGACAAUCAAAGGUGGAAGUAACGGAGAUGGUAACCGAAAAAAAAACUCUGAAUUUUUUGGAGCACUGCCUAUACAAUCAAAGUGACAUUUAUCGACUGUGCAUGACCAAAAUAAGCCGCUAUAGACAAUCAGCUACAUGCAGAAAAGAAUCGAGUAUUGUGCAAAAACCUGUUACUGUACUUAGCAGAGUUUGAAGUUCUGCUCACUUUCCUCUUACUAUUGUUUUUGUUGAUGCAUCUCAGUUUGAACUCAUAUGAAAUGUCUUUCAGCUCUUAUUUAUUUGUCUUUUCACUCGUUCACAUGAGUCCUCUGUGUUGUUUUCUGUUGUUGUUGUGUGUUGUGUUAGUACUGUAUAGUUACCAAGAGUCAACCCUUUUGUGAAGGCCUUGGAUCCCUUUAAUGAAAAUAAAACUGUGUGUAAUGA
Molecule: messenger RNA, 2902 nt
Organism: Scatophagus argus
Lineage: Eukaryota; Metazoa; Chordata; Actinopteri; Scatophagidae
Gene: pax10
Product: paired box 10
Exons: 7
Coding region: 115-999 (294 amino acids)
Biological process (GO): anatomical structure development; regulation of transcription by RNA polymerase II
Molecular function (GO): DNA-binding transcription factor activity, RNA polymerase II-specific; RNA polymerase II cis-regulatory region sequence-specific DNA binding
Source: RefSeq, a predicted model, not a curated record